AUGAAACUGGGAGUGAGACUAUGUGUGCUAGUAGUGCUCUCUCUCCAAUUUUGGGCUCCAGGACAGGGGCAGGAUCUGGAGCCAGAGCAGGUCCUUGUGUUCUGUGAUGACAAAGACGUGGAGACAGCUGUGGACUUGGCCCUUGUCAAGUAUAAUGAGAAGCGUCCUUAUGGAAAUCAACUAGCACUCUACCAGAUUCUGGAGGCCUCAACGGUAGGUGACAUACUGAGAACAUUGUUAUUUAUAUUUAUUUAUUUAUCCUGUCCUUUUUGCAUACAUCUUGAUGAAUGAUGUGUUGAUUGUGUUGAUGAAGAGAGAAUACGAACAUUCCUACACCGAGUCACAGUAUUGCGUUCCUCUCUUGUAGUCUCAGAAUGACUCAGGCACUCAGUACUUUGUGGAAUUCAAUGGCAGGGUCACUGACUGUCCAGCAGGGGGAAACAAAGUCUGGAAAGACUGUGACUACCUCCCCACUGGGAACAAGGUAAUGCUUUGUUAUUAGAUUACAUCUCUGGGUAAUCUGUUUUUUAAAUAAUAAUAAUAAUAAAACAUUUGUUCUGUUUAUUUAUCAGGUGCCAAGCCCUUGUAAUGCAACGGUCCACAUGUCAGAGACCGAUAAAGAGGUCCUGGCAGUUUUCUGUGACCCAGUUGGUUAGUUUUUCACUUCACACCAAGUAGACCAAGCCAUAGAUCACAUACAAGUCUAUUUAUACUUAUAGUUUUUCCAGACAACCAGAUAAAUGUUAACCAAAGAUUGACUCAUGUAGCAGAACAUUUAUUUUAGUUGAUUUAGAUUAGAAUCACCAAAAAUAUGUGGUUAAUUUUCUAUACUGACAACCCUCUCGUUUUCAGUGGAGGCCCCUGUUGUUGCUGAACGCUCCACAUGUCUGGGGUGUCCUAGGGAGAUUGACGUGGACAGUGAGGACCUAAAGGCUCCCGUGACAUACUCCAUCACCAGGUUCAAUGCUGAUUCUGACUCCAGCCAUCACUUUGUCCUGAACAGUGUUGGUUUCGCUACGAGACAGGUAAAUCAGUUGCAAAUCUCACUGGGAGUUAUUGAAUGUUACAAAGGCUAGUUGACUACGCCACCUGGUGGACUCUAAACACCUAGUUCAAUUCAAAACUGAUUCACACUGUAGGGCCAAACCGAGCCAAACUGAGCUGAACUAGGCCAGGGCUGGCCUGGUUACACAUCUACCAUAGCUGCUGGAACCAUGCUGGAAAUGACCAUGUGAAAAGAAAAGAUCAGAGCCAGUACGGUACGGUUCGAGCCCUAUAGUGCGAAUCAGGUAACAGAGUGACCAGUUGGGAUCAGGGGUAUUGGGUCCUACAACAAUUACCAACAACACAAAUAUUUUUUAAAGAUAUCUACUUUUGUAAAAAUAUAAUUUAAGUUAAGUAUCUUUGCUCAUCCCUUCCAAUGGAAAUAUGCCAAACCUUCUCCUUGGCUCUGGCAUUAGUAGGUGUGGUGUGGCUAUAUUUACCUCUAUGGGUGUGACCCUUGGACUGUAAUGUACUUGUUGGAGUUAGGAGUGUCAUUCCAGAAUCCGUUGGGGGGAAGGGCGGCUCAAACGAAUGUCUUUGAAUAACUUAUUUAUUUCACAUGCUCCUCUUAGGUGGUUGCUGGAUUCAGGUAUAGACUGAUGUUCGAUAUGAGGAAAAGCAAUUGCUCCAAAGCGGACCACAAAGAGCUGAACGAUGAAUGUCAUCCAGAUCCUGAAGAUGUGGUAAACCACAAUGGAGCUCAUAGUAUUUUUUGAAUAGGCUACAGUAUAUUUAAUAUAUGAUUCUGCUGUUGUAAUACUUCUGUAUGUAAAUGAAAUGUAUCAUGAAUGCUUGUCCCUGCCAUCUCUGACAUCCUGUAUCUCUAGGAACUUGCUCACUGCAAUUCUACAGUAGAUGUGGCACCUUGGAGGCAUGAGACUGCAGAAGCAAAUGUGGAAUGUGCACCAGGUCCCCUUCAGAAUUUUGUGAGACAUUCUGCAAACUUUACUACUAUAGCAUAUUAAUGAUGCUCUGAAAAUCAGAUAAAGUAAUAGCGUCAUGAUGUGUAGGUAUGUAUGUAUGUUUUGGGAAUUUGUGCUAAAUGGAUGAUUAUGACAAGGAACAUUUUUCCAUUCACAGGAAGUCUUUAGAAGAAGGCCUCCUGGAUGGUCUCCCUUGAGGAACUUCAACAAUUUUGCUGAAGCAACCCCAGCCUCAACUGCUUCAGCUAAAGAGGAGUCUUUAGAGGAGUCUCAGGAGCUCAGCCCGACUGCUGUCACCACGGCUAGCAGAGACCCAGAGCCAGCCCUGCCCCCCACAACUACUGCAGAGAGCCCUUUCCACUGCCCCUCCAAGCCCUGGAAGCAGUUUGUCCCCCCAACAACCCCCAGCUCUGAACAGGAGAAACGCACAACACCUUUGCCAGUGAUAGAGGAGGGCUUAAGUGAUUUAGACUUGCUGGGAAAAAAACAAGUGAAUGCUAUAUAA
Coregonus sp. 'balchen' is the source of this 2472-nucleotide messenger RNA. Lineage: Eukaryota; Metazoa; Chordata; Actinopteri; Salmoniformes; Salmonidae. The record is from the annotation of a GenBank genome assembly.